Amoebophrya sp. A120 is the source of this 3363-nucleotide messenger RNA. The record is from the annotation of a GenBank genome assembly. NCBI's taxonomy places the organism in Eukaryota, Dinophyceae, Syndiniales, Amoebophryaceae.
AGCACCGGUGGAUCCGCCAUAUUCUUACUAGAGCAUUACAAGGCUGCAGCUUAUGUCGCGCAGUGGGAGGGUGAACGAGUGGACAGGGUGGAAAGAAAAACGCCAGAGGGUGGGCAAGGGAAAAAUCUUUGACGCAGGGCGGGGCCAGGCAUCUGCGCCGCUUCUUGCUGAAAAAACGAAGGCGGAGCGCCAUGGCGCCCGUGGCUCCCGUCGUUGUGCGAGCGCGAGGACUCCGCCCGCACAGGGCGCGCGCUUGCGUGGCGGCAGGCCUUAUGCCCCAGCAACAACGCAAAGCGCGGCAGCGGGCAGGCGCCAGUGGACGGAGGAAGGAAGCAGGGGAACAGCCCGCGCCAUGCGAGGCGCUGGCGCGUGACGCCCCGCCCGCGCGUCUGUGGUGUGGCCCGUUCGUGCCGCCUGCGUGUGUGCCCCGCCCCUGCGCGCCUUGGUGCCGCCCCCCGCCCUUCUCCCGCGCGCAGCCUUGCAGAGCAGGGGCUUGCUGGGGCCCCUGUCGCGCGCCGCGCGUGCAUGGGGGACCGGACGGGCGCCGGUUUGGGGCAUUCAUUGCCCCCCCCAGGCGCAGGGGCCCAUCACCCUCCCCCAGCACCCCCGGACAACGGCGCCCCCCGCGUUAGCCCGCAUGCAAUCUGUCCCGCCCCCGCCUGCUUCCCUCGCGCGCACCCUCCAAGACAGAGACGGCGGACGGUGGCGCCCUCUGCCGGACCCCUCGUGAACAGAGGGGGGGCGCCGGGGGAGGGUGGUGGGCAGCUGCUCGCCUGGAAGCGUGGUGCUGGGGUGCGGCUUUCCCUGCGCGAACAGAGGGAGGGCGCCGGGGGAGGUUGGUGGGCAGCUGCUCGCCUGGUGCUUGGCCGCCGGCGGCGUUCGCGGUGCGGGCCCCCCACCGUCUGUGUGCCCUCCGCUCGUGCUUCCCGUUUUCCCCGUGUUUCCCGCUUUCCCAGGGCCUCUCGCUCUCCUCGUGCUCUCCCCGCGCUCCCCGCUUUGUUUCUCCGUGCUUCCCGCAUUCCCCGUGCUUCCCGCACGCUUUCCCCGUGCCCCCCGCUUUCCCCGUGCUCCCCGCCCUCCCCUUGCUUCCCGCGCGCUUCCCCCGUGCUUCCCGCUUUCUCCGUGCUUCCCGCUUUCCCCGUGCCUCCCGCUUGUUUCCCCCGUGCUUCCCGCGUGUUUCCCCCGUGUUUUCCGCUUGUUUUCCCCGUGCUUCCCGCUUUUCUUCCUCGGGCUUCCCGCUUUUCCCGUGCUUCCCGUUUUCCCCGUGCUUCUCGCCUUCCCCGUGCUAGCUUCCCGCCGGCCUUCCCCGUGCUUCCCGCUUUCCCCGUGCUUCCCACCCGCCUUCCCCGUGCUUCCCGCCUUCCCCGUGCUUCCCGCCUUCCCCGUGCUUCCCGCCUUCCCGCCUUCCCCGUGCUUCCCGUUUUCCCCGUGCUUCCCGCUUGCCCCGUGCUUCCCGCUUGCCCCGUGCUUCCCGCUUGCCCCGUGCUUCCCGCUUGCGCCGUGCUUCCCGCUUUGUCCGUGCUUCCCGCUUUCCCCGUGCUCCCCGCUUUCCCCGUGCUUCCCACCUUCCCCGUGUUCCCCGCCCGCCUUCCCCGUGCUUCCCGCCUUCCCCGUGCUUCCCGCUUUCCCCGUGCCUCGCGCGCGCUUUCCUCGUGCUUCCCGCGCGUUUUCCUCGUGCUUCCCGCUUUCCCCGAGCUUCCCGCUUUCCCCGUGUUGCAAAACCGGGGAGGCAGGGCGUUGGGAGAUUGUUGCAAAAUAUUUGGGGUCGCGAAAUAUUUUUGGCCGCGAAAUAUUUUGGGAGGGCCGCAAAAUAUUUUGGGUCGCGAAAUAUUUUGGAUCGCAAAAUAUUUUGCGUUGCAAAAUUUUUGGACUUGCGAAAUAUUUUGAGCUGCAGAAUAUUUUGAGUUGCAAAAUAUUCGGACUUGCGAAAUAUUUUGAGCCGCAAAAUGUUUGAAGUUGCAAAAUGUUCGGAGUUGCAAAAUAGUUCGAGCGGCAAAAUAUUUGGAGCUGCAAAAUAUUUCGAGUUGCGAUGGGACUGGGGCGAUUCGCCGUUUGCGAUAGAACUUGGGCGAUUCGCCGUUUGCGAUGGGACUUGGGCGAUUCGCCGUUGGGCGAUUCGCCGUUUGCCAUGGGACUUGGGCGAUUCAGCGUUGGGCGAUUCGCAUUAAUUUUGGGUCGCGAAAUAUUUUGGGUCGCAAAAUAUUUUGAGUUGCAAAAUAUUUGGACUUGCGAAAUAUUUUGAGUUGCGAAAUAUUUGGACUCGCGAAAUAUUUUGAGCCGCAAAAUAUUUGGAGUUGCAAAAUAUUUCGGGUUGCAAAAUAGUUCGAGUUGCGAUGGGACUUGGGCGAUUCGACGUCUGCGAUGGGGCUUGGGCGGUUCGCCGUUGGCCGUUGGCCGAUUUCGCAUGCAAAUCUCGACAGCUUUGGAAAGUUUGAAAACUGCAAAAAAAAUUCCGACGUGGGCGAUUUUCCUCCCUGUUGCAAAAUUUUAAGUUCCGCAGCCCAGCAAAAAUAGGAGUUAUUUUGCGUUGCAAAAUAUUUCGAGCUGCAAAAUAUUUUGGAUGGCGAAAUACUUCCACGCGCAAAAUAUUUCGCGGCGCAAAAUAUUUCGGGUUGGAAAAUAUUUCGGAUGGCGAAAUAUUUCCACGCGCAAAAUAUUUCGCGUUGCAAAAUAUUUCGAGUUGGAAAAUAUUUGCUAUUUUUGGUUGGGAGUUUUGAAAACGGGAAAGAAGUCGCGAAAACGGAAAAAAAUUUUGUCGGGGGUUGCAAGAUGUUUCUUCUUAGAAAUAUUGCAAACGGAAAGAGUAUUUUUGUUGGGAUUGGGCGAUGGACAUUGGGCAACGGACAUUGGGCGAUGGACGUUGUGCUUUGGACAUUGUGCGAUGGGUGUUGGGCGAUGGUUUGGACCGUGGGCGACUCGGCGAGGGACAUUGGGCGACUGGGUGAUGGACAUUGGGCGACUGGGCGAUGGACAUUGGGCGGUGGGCGAACUCGCCAAAGCUUUCGAAAGUUCGACAAUUGCAAAAAAAUUUUCGACAUGGGCGAUUUUCCUUCCCGGCGCAAAGUUUGGACAUUGGGCGAUGGACGUUGCGCGAUGGACGUUGGGCGAUGGACAUUGUGCGACUGACAUUGGACGAUGGACAGUGGGCGACUGGGCGAUGGACAUUGGGCGAUGGGCGAACUCGCAAAAGCUUUGGAAAGUUUGAAAACUGCGAAAAAAGUUUCGACGUGGGCGAUUUUCCCCCCCGUCGCAAAAUUUUAACUUCCGCAGCUCAGCAAUAGGAGUUAUACUAGCGAGAGCAAUCUACUUCAUUUCACGCGGUUCUUUUCCAUAGGACAACCUGAAGAACCUUUCCGCCAUUAG